AUGAAGGAUCUAGGUCCUUUACGUUAUUUUCUUGGCAUUGAGGUGGCCCGGAGUUCUGCAGGCUUAUUUUUGUGUCAGCGCAAGUAUACUUUGGACAUUGUUUCUGAGGCUGGUCUCUUGGGUUCUAAGCCCUCUGAUUCUCCUAUUGAGCAGAAUCAUCGUCUCGGUCUAGCCACUGGCUCUCUUCUCCCGGAACCUGAGGUUUAUAGACGACUUGUUGGUCGUUUGAUCUAUCUUGCUGUGACACGCCCUGACUUAGCCUAUUCCGUGCACAUUCUGUCCCAGUUCCUGCAGGCUCCCCGUCAGGAGCAUCUUGAUGCUGCCUUACGGGUUGUUCGUUAUUUGAAGGGAACCCCUGGUCAAGGGAUUCUUCUUCGUGCUGAUAGUGAUCUGUCCUUACAGGGUUGGUGUGAUUCUGAUUGGGCUGCUUGUCCCAUCACUCGUCGCUCUCUUACCGGGUGGCUUGUUUUUCUUGGUUCUUCUCCUAUUUCCUGGAAAACUAAGAAACAACCCACCGUUUCUCGGUCUUCUGCUGAGGCCGAGUAUCGCUCUAUGGCUGCUAUCACUUGUGAGUUGAAAUGGUUAAAGGGUCUGCUUCUCAGUUUGGGUGUUCACCAUCCCAAAGCUAUUCCCUUGUUUUGUGAUAGUCAGUCCGCCUUGCAUAUUGCUCACAAUCCUGUCUUCCAUGAACGCACGAAACACAUUGAGGUUGAUUGUCAUUUCGUGCGUGAUGCUAUUACUGAUGGGCUCAUUGCUCCUUCCUAUGUUCCUACUACAACACAAUUGGCUGAUAUUUUUACCAAGGCACUUGGGAAGACUCAGUUCGAUGCUCUACUUCGCAAGUUGGGCAUUUUCGAUCCCCAUGCUCCAACUUGA
Beta vulgaris subsp. vulgaris (sugar beet) is the source of this 876-nucleotide messenger RNA. RefSeq lists its product as uncharacterized. NCBI's taxonomy places the organism in Eukaryota, Viridiplantae, Streptophyta, Magnoliopsida, Caryophyllales, Amaranthaceae. The record is from RefSeq and is a predicted model, not a curated record. The coding region runs from base 1 to 876 and encodes 291 amino acids. The transcript has a single exon.